AUGUACCUCAGGCUCACACGCGAUAAGCGAAGGGGUUUGUACCGAUGGACUGACCAGAAUCCUUCUCAAAGUACACUAUUCCGCGACAUAUCCACGUACAUACUCAAUCAGGCGUCACAACCUGUCGAUGAACCAGCGGCCAAGAAGCGCAAGCUCGAGGAGAACGAUGUUCCGCAAAACAAGGCUCCAGCAACGAGCGGCACUUUGAUCAGUGUCACAACGAAAGCAUUCAAGACAUUCCCCGGCGUUAGCUUUUCAAUACCACAACGGAAAAGGUUCAUUCUCGAGCUACUCGACAAAAAGGACGGCGGCAUCAGGGCGAUUGGCGCCAAUGGCAGUGUCGAGUUUGCCAUUGCGUGGAAAAACGUGGAUCAGGUCCUUUGCCUGCCCAUUCCAGAGAAGGCCAAGAAGCAGCACAACUUCGUCAUCAUCCCCGUCUACGGCGAUGGAGUGGCACCAGUGCCCGAUGAGCUCAAGGCUUCACCACCAGAGCCCAUAGUUUGGACAUUUGAGGAAGCGACAGGAAAGAACAUCGUCGAAGGCGAGGACCCCGGGCCUGGACCAAUGGCCGAGGCAAUUCAGCACUGUCUAAAACAAGCAGGCACCGGCAAGCAGGUCAUCUUUCCAGACGCCGAUGAGUUUGCAAGUGCCGUGCCGGAAAGUCACAGGAAGGGCGAGAAAGCUUAUCACGUCAAGGCGCAUCGGGGAAGCAAAGAGGGUUACCUGUUUUUCACGGAAAUCGGUAUCCUCUACGGCUUCAAAAAGCCCCUUGCCUUCUUUGACUUUGCCGCGAUAAACAGCAUUUCCUACACCGCCGUUCUGCGCAAUACGUUCAACCUUGUCAUCACCACACCCACGGGAGACAUCGAAUUCGGUAUGCUCGACCAGGCGAACUUUGCCGGCAUCAACGACUAUGUGCAGAAGCAUGGACUGCAGGAUGCGAGCUUAGCGGACGAUCGACGAGCCAAGAAGCUGAAUGUGAACAAAGUAGGAGGCAAGAAGGAUGUAGCAAAUGGCACUGAGCCCGAGGCUGCAGGCGAGGAGGAAGAGAGCGAGCUGCAGAAAGCGGAGAGAGAGUUACAGGACCAAGAAGACGACGAGGAAGAGGAUGACGACUUUGACCCUGGAAGCGAAGGCGAAAGCGAAGGGUCUGGCUCUGACAGUGAGGACGAAGAAGGUGAAGGAGGUGAAGGGGUUUAUGAAGAAGGCGAUACCGUUGAAGGCGAAUAUGAUGAAGCGGACGGCGAUGAGAUGGAACAAUGA
Pyrenophora tritici-repentis Pt-1C-BFP is the source of this 1263-nucleotide messenger RNA. NCBI's taxonomy places the organism in Eukaryota, Fungi, Ascomycota, Dothideomycetes, Pleosporales, Pleosporaceae. The record is from RefSeq and is a predicted model, not a curated record.